Poeciliopsis prolifica (blackstripe livebearer) is the source of this 13576-nucleotide messenger RNA. RefSeq names its product glutamate receptor, metabotropic 5b (gene grm5b). Lineage: Eukaryota; Metazoa; Chordata; Actinopteri; Cyprinodontiformes; Poeciliidae. The coding region runs from base 1663 to 5424 and encodes 1253 amino acids. Gene Ontology annotation, molecular function: adenylate cyclase inhibiting G protein-coupled glutamate receptor activity; G protein-coupled receptor activity involved in regulation of postsynaptic membrane potential. The record is from RefSeq and is a predicted model, not a curated record. Gene Ontology annotation, biological process: G protein-coupled glutamate receptor signaling pathway; trans-synaptic signaling by endocannabinoid, modulating synaptic transmission; regulation of synaptic transmission, glutamatergic. The transcript is spliced from 18 exons. Gene Ontology annotation, cellular component: postsynaptic density membrane.
UUUUUUUUUUUUUUUUUUGCCGCGACUCACUCAGAAGGUAACCCAGUUUAAGAAAACAUCCCGUUCCUCCGGUGUGAGUGGGGGACACAGUCGUUAUCCGUGAGACAGACGGGGGGACUGAACCCCGCGUUUCAUCUGUGCACGCUGCAGCAGCCUUCAUUUCAGACGGUGUCUCUGUCAGGUUUUUGCGUCCUGCGGUCGUUCUAAAUCGUGCUUAGUUAGACUGGGUGCAAACGUUGGGCUCUCAUCGUAUUUUGCGGUAGGUGCUGUUGCAGCGCUGCGCCAGUGCUUCUCCUUGGAGAGCCAGGCACUUUGACCAGACGCUGCUCGUCGGUGAUUAAUUGAGGGCUUGCCAAAUGUCAGCUUAGUCUGGUAAUUAAACUCAGAAUACAUGCAUGCAUGCUUGCAAAAAAAAAAAAAAAAAAAAAAAAAAAAAAAAAACAACAGAAAGAAAGAAAAAAAAAGAUUAAAACAGGUAUCUGCAUAGCGACUAUCAGAGGAAAGUCUGAACGGCUUGCAGGAGAGGCGACAAAAGGUCAAUGCUUUUCCGGUGAGUUAUGCAUUCUCUGUUCUUGCACACCUUUUGUGAUGUUUGCGUCAGGUAGCGGUGCCACCUGGCUGUUGACACAUGUGGUCAUAUUACUGAGAUUGUGUAACAACCAUGUAAGCCUGUCAAACUGUGCAGCAGCCGUACAGGUGUCUGCUCUCAGCCUUUAAUGCCUGAUAAUAACUAAUUUGUACCAGACAUUCCCUAUUUAGAACAAAGUGCACACCUGAAACCAGACAAACAAAAAAAGUCUAACUUCUGUAGGCAGUAUUUUUAAUCUGCGCUUUGGAAAUCACUCCUAAAAUGUCACAAAGGUAAUCCCAGAAAUUAAGUGAUGACCUUUACUGACAACCCCUUAAAAAAAUAAUAAGACUGUGAAAAAUAUUGCUUUCUCUGGAUCUCUGGAGAAGAUAGCCCCCUCACUCAGGAAUAAGAACACAGAGACACUGCCAAACGCCCACUCAGCAUAAGAGCAGAAGCCUUCCUUGAAUGGGGAACAACAGAAAAAAUCAGAGUGACCUAUUUACGUUUUACAGCUUAAUUCCAGAAAAAACAUGAUUCAGUGUCGGUAUUGUCUUUUUUUAUUUUUUAAGGGUUCCUGUGAAAUGUAUGCAGCCACAUAGCAGCAUACGCGUUUGCCCUCAGAGAAUGAUUCUGUGCAGCAGGAGAGUGAAGUGCUCAGUCCAGCAGGGUGAUAACAGAAUGGACCUCUUUUAAAUUCAUGUGGGUGGACAUGCAUCCAUUUGUGAAUGUUUUCUGGGAACAUGUCUUUCAUUGACCGGUUCCAGUGGAAACCGUCUCAGCCUGGUAACUGGGGGAUUGUGGAGUUGCUUCAACCAUCAGUAAAAUCUUUGUCAAAUUCUCUCCUGAAUCUUCCAGGUUGCAUUGAAGCAACUGUCUCAGCUGUCCCACUAAUGCUACCCCCUUGACAUACAAAAAUACCCCGAAAAGCAAGUUGGAAAUGGAUAAUACUGAGAUGAGUUUUAUUUCAAGCCUUCCACCGUGCCAUCAGCGCCUGAGAUGGUCACCCCGGCUGUUCAAUGAACACUAGUACCUUGUGACACUUGUGCACAUACAAUCUGAGAGCUGCCUGUGCUUCAUUACCUCGCUGGACCAUGAUGAUGCUGUGGCUUCUGCUGCUUUCGUCAGUUUGGGCGUGGUGUGAAGGAGCUGACCCCAGUGAACGCAGAGUCGUGGCUCACAUGCCUGGAGACAUCAUCAUUGGAGCUUUGUUCUCUGUCCAUCACCAGCCUCCUGCUGAUAAGGUUCAUGAGCGCAAGUGUGGCGCGGUUCGUGAGCAGUAUGGCAUCCAGAGGGUGGAGGCCAUGAUGCAUACAUUGGACCGGAUCAACGCCGACCAAAACAUCCUUCCCAACAUCACUCUGGGCUGCGAGAUCCGGGACUCGUGUUGGCACUCGGCUGUGGCUCUGGAGCAGAGCAUCGAGUUCAUACGGGAUUCUCUUGUGUCCUCCGAUGAGGCUGAGGAGUGGGGCGGUGUGACCUCGUGGGGAGGAGGAGGUGCAGGAGGAGGAGGAGGAGGAGCGACAAUGAAGUGUGCAGACCCAUCUGCUACUCCGAUGCGGGGAAAGAAACCCAUUGUGGGCUUAAUUGGACCGGGGUCGAGCUCUGUGGCCAUCCAGGUACAGAACCUGCUGCAGCUUUUCAACAUACCGCAGAUCGCCUACUCUGCCACCAGUAUGGACCUCAGUGAUAAGAGCCUUUAUAAAUAUUUUAUGCGAGUGGUCCCUUCAGAUGCUCAGCAAGCACGAGCCAUGGUGGACAUUGUCAAAAGAUACAACUGGAGCUACGUGUCUGCUAUCCACACUGAAGGGAACUAUGGUGAGAGUGGCAUGGAAGCAUUCAAAGACAUGGCGGCCAAGGAGGGCAUCUGUAUCGCCCACUCAGGUAAAAUCUGGAGCAACGCUGGAGAGCAGAGCUUUGAUCGUCUGCUGUUGAGACUGAAGGCACACCUGCCCAAGGCCAGAGUAGUGGCAUGUUUUUGUGAAGGCAUGACCGUUCGCAACAUUCUCAUGGCGAUGAAGCGCAAGAAAGUGGUGGGAGAGUUUCUUCUUGUCGGCAGCGAUGGAUGGGCAGACAGGUACGACGUGACAGAAGGCUAUGCCGAGGAAGCAGCCGGGGGUAUUACCAUCAAGCUGCAGUCAGCGGACGUGAAAUGGUUUGACGAUUACUACCUUAAGCUCCGUCCUGAAAACAACCACAGGAAUCCUUGGUUUCCGGAGUUCUGGCAGCAUCGGUUUCACUGCAGACUGAAAGGUCAUCCACAGGAGAGCAACAAGUACAACCGCACCUGUGAGAGAAGGGAUUCCCUGCAGACUCAUUACGCACAGGACACCAAGAUGGGAUUUGUCAUUAAUGCUAUUUACUCAAUGGCAUUCGGCCUGCAUAACAUGCAGCGUUCUCUAUGUCCAGGCUAUCAGGGCCUUUGUGAUGCUAUGCGGCCUAUAGAUGGUGCUACUCUGCUGGACUUCCUGAUGAAGACCAACUUCACUGGUGUGUCUGGGGAGGGAAUUUUAUUUGAUGAAAAUGGAGACUCACCUGGCAGGUAUGAAAUAAUGAAUUUCAAGAAGAUGGGGAGGGACUACUAUGACUACGUCAAUGUUGGUAGUUGGGACAACAGUGGACUGAAGAUAGCUGAUGAUGAAAUCUGGUCCAGCAAAGAUGCCAUCAUUAAAUCGGUCUGCAGUGAACCCUGUGACAAAGGGCAAAUUAAGGUGAUCCGCAAGGGUGAGGUGAGCUGCUGCUGGACGUGCACCCUGUGCAAAGAAAACGAGUUUGUGUUUGAUGAAUACACCUGUCAAGCCUGUAGUCUUGGCUCCUGGCCUAAUGAUGGCCUCACAGGCUGCGACCCGAUCCCUGUGGAGUACCUGCGAUGGGGGGAUCCAGAACCAAUAGCUGCUGUGGUGUUUGCUUGCCUCGGACUAAUGUCUACCUUCUUUGUCACUGCAGUUUUUAUCUAUUUUCGGGACACCCCUGUUGUGAAGUCCUCCAGCCGGGAGCUGUGCUACAUUAUACUAGCAGGGAUUUGCCUCGGAUAUCUGUGCACCUUCAGCCUCAUUGCAAAGCCCCACAUGAUCCACUGCUACCUCCAGCGACUAGGAAUCGGUCUGUCACCUGCCAUGAGUUACUCUGCACUUGUUACCAAGACGAACCGCAUUGCUCGGAUCCUGGCAGGGAGCAAAAAGAAGAUCUGUACAAAGAAACCUCGCUUCAUGUCAGCCUGCGCCCAGCUCAUCAUUGCCUUCCUCCUCAUACUGCUGCAGUUGGGCAUCAUUGUGGCCCUUUUCCUCAUGGAGCCACCAAAUGUGAUCAACGACUACCCUAGCAUCCGCCAGGUCAACCUUAUCUGCAACACCACUAACCUCGGAGUGGUAGCCCCCCUGGGAUACAAUGGCCUGCUGAUCCUGAGCUGUACCUUUUAUGCCUUCAAGACCCGCAAUGUCCCAGCUAAUUUCAACGAGGCCAAGUACAUUGCUUUUACCAUGUACACCACCUGCAUCAUCUGGUUGGCGUUUGUUCCCAUCUACUUUGGCUCCAACUAUAAAAUCAUCACCAUGUGCUUCAGUGUCAGCCUCAGUGCCACUGUGGCUCUGUGCUGCAUGUUUGUACCCAAGGUGUACAUCAUUCUGGCCAAGCCAGAGCGUAACGUGCGCAGUGCCUUCACCACCAGCACCGUGGUCCGGAUGCAUGUGGGAGAUGGGAAGUCAUCCUCCGCUGCUAGCCGCUCUUCCAGUCUGGUCAACCUGUUUAAGCGUAGAGGCUCUACUGGAGAGACCCUCAGCUCCAAUGGUAAAUCGGUGUCUUGGGCGCAGACAGAGCGCAGCAGUUCCCGAGGCAACCACCUAUGGCAGCGGCUGUCCUUCCACAUCAAGAAGAAAGAGAACAAUCAGACAGCGGUCAUUAAACCCUUCUCCAAAACCUCUGAGGAGCGGUACUCCGGGGGAUCCGACCUGCCUCCGCAUGUACCUCUGCCCUCCCUCUCUUCCAUGUCCUCCCUGCCCACUCAUCCUGACUACGGCACAGACAAGACUCUCUAUGAGCUCUCAGAAGCAGAAGAGCACUACUCAAUCACCUAUCGGCCGCAGACGCCGUCGCCGAUCAGUACCGUCAGCCAGAGGAUAGGAGCCAGUUUGGGGGAGGAGUCCCAGGUAGCCUGCAUUUCUAAGUACUCCAGCAGCGUCUGCAGCGGCGGCAGCAGCAGCAGCUGCGGGCCUCCAAGCAGUGGCUCCGUUGCCGGUGGGAGUGAUGGGCGUCUGGUGGCCGUGGACAACCGUCCACCGCCGCGCCAGAAUUCGCUGAUGGACCAGAUCAGCUGCGUGGUGAACCGCUUCACCGCCAACAUUUCUGAGCUCAACAGCAUGAUGCUCUCCACCUCGCCAACGCACACGCACAAACACACUCCCCCUGCCGCUCAUCCCCCUGAUCCCUACCUGCUACCCCGGGAGAUCCCGAUGCCCCCGACCCUCACCACUUAUGCUGACGUCCAGCCCCUUCCCCACAUUGAGCCCAGUCUGGGCAACCGGGGCGGCUGUCCGGUUCACUCCAUUCCUCGCUCGCCCUACCCACUUCAGCCUCUGCCUCAUCCCCACACGUCCCCGUCGCUCUCCCCCAUAAGAGGAAGCCUAGUCGCCUGCAUCCCCGACUCCCCACUCAGGAGGGUUGAGCUGGAAGAGGAGCUCAUUGCUCUUACUCCUCCUUCUCCCUUCCGUGACUCUUUGGGAUCCAGCAGUGGCUCCCAGAUCUCAGAGACUGGUUUGUUUGUCCCUCCUGUCCCCAACCACCCACCCCCUUCUCCUCCCUCACCUAGGUACACCAGACUGACUCUCAGAAACUACAGUCAGAGUUCCUCCUCACUGUGAGGGAGAGGCGAUAAUCUGGAUAAAGUAGAUCAAGCAGAACCGUUUGAUCACCGUUUGGAGUCAAAACCCGAGGAGACGUCAUCAUCGAGGGCUGGUUGGUGAAGACACCAAGCUGUGUUUGUGUUUACAUGUUUACAGUGAGAUGCGUGUUCUAGAGGAUGUCGUAUCUUCUCUCCGUCUUUAUUGGGUGAGAAUUGAAAACGGCCGCUCUGACUCGGAUGUGUUUCAGUAACAGCAGAAACUCUUCCUGGAGGUUCUCUGUCAUUUCGAUUGGGCUAGUGGCCGUAAGGUAACUUGGCUUACAACUAAUUACAGAUUCUGUGUGUGCGCUUCAAUGGGCCUGAGUGUGUUUUUGCUCUAACUUAGAGAAGGAGAGGUGACAGGAAUACGGCAGCAGAGAGUGCCUGUAAGAACUACAAAGGGACAAAGGGCACAAACCGAAAUAUAUUUGCUAACACAAAUCACAAAAGUGUGAGGACACGAUUAUAAAUAAAGCGUGUGAGGAAUAGCAGUGGAUUUAUAGGACACAUGAAUUUUGUCUUCAGUGAUAAAAUCCAACUAGUGUCUAAUGAAAGUGCAUUGUGUGAACAGUGUUAACAUUCUAAAACAGUGUUAAUCUAGAACAUUUUGUUCCAAAAGCUUAGUUUAUUUUGUUCAGCUUUCAUGACAUCAGUGUGUUUUUAUAUUUUCUACUCUUCCAGUAAGUCUGAAUGUAUAUUUUCUACAUUAUUCCUGAGGCAGUUGGGACCAAAUCUUUUGUAGCUCUACGCCUGCAACUUGAGACAGGGAGAACGAAGGAGGUGUGGCGAGACCAGGCCUCGUUUUUCCUGUGAACAUUUCCAGUAUUUAGCUCUCACUCAGGUGGAUCAUUGGGAAGGAUCUGUCCUUGAAGCUUUUCUGCUAAUAUGUGGCAUUCAAAAAUACAUUCUAAAAGGCUUAGCUGGAGUCCAGUUAUGACAUUUUCCAGAUACAAUAAGCCAGUAGGUGGCAGUAACCUGUUUAAUCUAAAACAGUGCUUUAGAUUGAAUUAGAAUAAAAGUCAUUAACAUUUGCAGUGGAGUACAAAUUGACGGUUUAGCUGGCGGUUUCAGUCUUAUAAAAGGUCAUUUGUUGAACAACCUUUUAAAUUUUAAAAGACAAAUUAUGCAUUUUUCCAUUUAUCCAUUGAAAUGAUAUAUUUUAUCACAAGUUCAAUAAAAAGCAGUGAAAAAUGACUGGCAUGGGCAAAUGUUCACAAUCAAGAGUAAAAACACUGACAUGAAUAUCAUCUGAAACCAUGAUAUAUAUUUUCUUUUUGGGGGGAGAAACAGCUAUCUUGCUGAAAGUGAGGGAGAGUUAAGGCUCGGUUGCCAUUUGGACAUAGAUUUGCUCAUUUGGUUCGGCUCUAAUUGUUAUUAACUGUAUAAGUUGCGAGUUUAUUUAUUGACAUUUUAUUUGCUCUGACACAAAACGCUAUGUUCACAAAUGGAUAUUUGGAAACACAAUGUCCGAUUUUGCUUCUUUGGGAAAAUGCUUUUUGUUUUGUUUUUUUCUCCAACGGGGAACUCAAAACAAACAAACAAAAACUUCUGACUACCAGUAGUUAACACUUUAUGAGUUUUCAAAGCCAAGUUUAGUCUGUGAUUCUGACCCCUACAACAUGGGUAACAAUUGCAACCUUGAGUAAAUACUUAUUUAUUUGUCCAUCAAAGUUUCAUCAGUUGUAAAAGAAAUGUAUUGUUCAGUCGUUUGUAUUAAUUAAUAGCAUAACAAUACGUGAUAUUACUGUGAAAUCACUUGAAUAAAUCAGAACUAAAGGAAUAAUUAGACAACCCUAACCGUAACGUUCACAUUACUACUUUAAACCAUAGUUUUUUUUGUUCGAGCUUUUCAUCAUACCAGCCCAUUCCUAAUCAUAUACCAAUACGAAAUUUAGACGAUUUGUUUUCAGUCUUCUGACGACCCCUCCAGUCAUCACACAGUAUUCUGUGUAUAUCAGCUGCUGUUCUCUCUCUUGCUCUGUCAGGGAACCUCUUCAGAUGUUGAGUGGAACAUAAAUUAAUAGGUUGUAGUUGUAAUCCCUUUGACUUACAGCUUAAAUUCUGUUUCAGUCGAUUGUGCCUAAAGAAUGUGCGGGUUUCUUUGUGAGUUAAUUGAAUUUACCGACAAAGAUAACAUUGAAAAAACUUGGCCCAGUUUGCUUAUGAAGUUCUUCAAAAUAAAAGUUAUCUUCUUGCAGCAUUUUUCAGCGGACAGUAAGUACCUUCCGAAUUUCUGUCUGGUAAAUACAUGAGGACAUUUUCAGGAUGCUUAUAUUGAGGGAACAUAGAUCCGAGUAGUGUAAUUAUUAUCAUCUCACUCUCAGCGAAAAAGCAAAUCUCUUCUCUUACAUUCAGAUUUUAUGUCAGUUGCUUUCAACUCAGGCCUGGUCCUGUGUGAUACAUCCUGAAGAGUUAACUGUCUCAUAAUCGGACACAUUUUUGUAGAUGUCUGAGCAAACUGGCUUUGUAGAGAACUGGGGAUGCCUUUAAAGCGAAUGUAUUUACAUGUGCCAACGCUUGCUUUCUGGGUUGCAGCAGAAGAGAUGUGCAGCUGAAUGCAUUCCACACAACCCCUCUGAGAGACGAGGCCUUUGCUUGUUUCAGCGUCAACAAAAAAAAAAAAAAAAACACAAUACCAAACAUCCAUCGGUUCAGAUGCACAAUACAUGCAUUUUUACCUUAGUUCGGUUAACUGCGUUAUGUAUGACUCAAUUUAAAAGAAAUUUCAAAGCAAUUCUCAAAACAAAAAUAAGUGCUUCAAAGUCUUUCCUGUGACAUAUCGUCCACUACCGUCUCCAUGUAUUUUCUGCACCAUGUGCAUUCGUCUGCCGCGAGGGAGAAGCUGUCUGAUGUUUGCUUAACAUUUGCGCUCCACUGUAGCCGGCAAGAACAAACUCAGACAAAGUGAUCUUGUAAAUAACAAGGGCAUGCAAAGACAGACCUGUUUUGUUUAAAUUAAUUGAAUCGAGAUGAAAGACAAUUUAUUUACAUAUCAACCAAUGUUAAAAAAGAGAAAAAAAUCUGAUGCUUUUAAGCUGUUAUACAGUACAAAUAUGUGUUACGACUAGAGAAACUGUGUUCCUAUGCUGAAUGUGUGAGUGACAAAUCAUAUUCAAAUGUCUCGUAAUUGAACAAUAUUAUGAUACUUGCUAUUAAUAUGAUUAUUGUGCCAAAGGGGUAAGAGGUGUCUAGUUUACUAGAUUGUGGGUUAAAAUGUGUGGUUUCAUAAAAAAAAUGUAAAAAAAAAAGUAAAUUGUUUCUAUUGUUUUGGAUACAUUUUAGAUAAAUAUUUCAUAUUUUUCCGUGUAGAAGCAAUAUUAUCUAUAUGUAUACAAAGUCCACACCUGAGGUUUUAUAAAUCAUCCAAAAUUGCCACUCUUAUUACAAGCCCUCUUUGGAUAACUCUGUAAGGAUAGAGGAUUGAUAGCUUGAAACUUUGCUUUGCUUUGUAUUGAAUCUGUAUUUGUUGAAAUUCAUUAUUUUCUUACUCUUUGUUUAUACUUCAACCACAUUUUUACUGUUCAUCCCUGGCUGUAAUCAUCUUUAAUUGAAUGAAUAGAAUUUAAAAUUAUACUGUUUUUUUUUUGUUUUGUUUUUUACUUUUGUUUUUUUUUAUUUCAUAUUAUUUUUAAAGCAUGCAGGCAAUGCAAGUACAUUGCUAUCCAAUCAAUAGCUGUACAUUUGAAGUGAAGGUUUUUACUCAGAUGUGAAAAAUUGUUCUUAAGAAACAGGAAAAUACAAGUCUGGAGAAGAAUUAACCUUUUAGAUAGAAAUUGUGUAGGAAUUCUGCACCUGCAUUGAUGUCAAACCGAUCUGGAGAAAAUGGUUUGCUUGCUGCUGUCAGAUUGGGUUCACAAACAAACAAAAAGCUUACUGUAGCACUUCUGCUGCGUGUAGGAGCCUCCUGGGUGAAGCGCAGCCUCUGCAGAAAGCUAAGAUGUAUCUCACUCUCUGGCAACUUGGUUUAAUUUAUUGUCUCUUUCAUACAGACUGCUUAAAAAUGGUGAUUAUCGAGCAAAUUAAUUCUGCGCUCAUGAUAAAGUCAUAAGUCUAAACGGUUUUUUAAUUUUUGUUUUUCCUCUCAAAAUGUUGUUUUCUAACUCACUUUCAUAAAUACACUCUAAUAAAUUGAACACAUAAUCCCUGAGCUUUAACAUUUCUUUAAUCCGGACAUACUCCGUCUGUUUAGUUGGUGAAAAAAAUAGAUUCAGAUAUUUUGAAGCCCUUUUCUGAACAUUUAAAACCAUUUCAGUGGUUAUCAAAACAUCUUUCCUGUCUCACGCUAAAAAGUCAGCCGAUCCUGAUGUCAUGCCCUUUGCCUCCCCCCAGCAUCAUUUCAACAAGGUUUAGGCUUUUAGGUUUAUUUGAUGAUAUGGUGAUGACAGAGGUUUUGUCACGAAGAGAGGAUCUUGUUGAAUUGCUGUUGCAUAAAACAUGAGACUUUUUGUAAGGUCUGACACUAGUGCACUUAACGAUUAUGACUUCUCCACAAAGGAGAAACAAACAUAUGAUUAAACCAAAUUUCAUAAAGAUCAAUGAUGGAAUUUGUAGUUUUAAAGUGUUUUUGUUUCUUUUUUGCUUGAUCUGCAAGCCAUCAGUUGUUCAUCAUGCGUAUCAAGUCUGCUAUCUUUUCUCGCUGUUAACCAUUUUAAAACACGACCUUUGAAAAGCCAGCAAAACAUUAUGGAAGCAGUUGCAUUGGAAGAAGUGAGCUUGUAUUUAUACAUAUGUUUUCAAUGUAGGAGUCUGAAGUUUGUGUCUAGGUUAAACUUAGAUGAUUGCAUUCCAAAUCUAGUCAGGAUUUUUUUUUUUAAUAAAAAUAUUUUCUAAAGUAAAUUGUUGACUGCUUAAAAAAGAAAAGAUUUUUUUUGUUUGUUUGUUUGUUUCAGCUGUUGCCAGAGUCAGCCCUCAUUUUAACAAGGCCCACAGUGAAUGGUUUUCUUUAGGGCCCCAGCAACAAUCUCAAGUGUCCCUUAAGCCAAAAAGCACUGAAAGCAUUAAAUAAAAGUUUAAUACAUUUCAAACUGUGCUUCGGAGACUCAAUGUGAAGUGUGUCCAGCGCAGGUUUGACUCCGACGCGCCUUGAGGACUCCUGCUUUAGAACAGUAAUGCCCUGCUUGCUUAUUAUUUUUCAGAAUAAAUAUAUUUGCAUUUAUUGCCCAGACACCACUUAGACAUCUGGUUGUGCACUUUGUCAGGACACACCCGGAGAGACUUGUUUUGAAUGUUCCAUUAAAUACUGUCAUGUAAUUAUGAUAAUGAACAUUCUUAUGAGGGUAAUUCGGUCAUUAUAUUGUUAUUGUUUGUGUUAGACUGUUAUUGUUGAUUAAUGCAGAUCAACCCGAUGAUAUUCUCAUUUUCUCAAAUUUACUGUGGGUUUUGUUUAUGUUCUCUACACACAAAACAUAAAUGAAAAAAAGUCCUAUUUUUAAAGCACAUCACAAAGUGCACAAACAUUUGGAAAAUAAUUCACAGGACUACAGGUGCAGCAAAUAAAUUGGAAUGUUAUUGAAAUGCUAUUCAAAAAAUAACACUCAUAAAUUAGCUGGAUUAUUCACAUACACAAUAUUAAAACUUAAUUAUGUUCCACAUAUUAAUCUAAAAUAACUUUUCAAUAAUAUUCCAAUUUUCCAAACUUGCAAAUCAACAAAUCAGAUUUUAAUAUCACCAUAAGAAAAAUACUGGUUUCAAGGCACUUUCACUGUAAAGUUGUACUCUAAAAUACAUUAUGAGAUACACAUAAACGUCCAGAAUGUUGCUUUGUUUGUAGUCUGUGGAUGAAGUUGCUGCAUUUAGUAAGAAUAAAGAAACCCAAAGCCUUGAGGGUGGCGAGAGGCAUCUUACAAACCACUAAAAAGUAUUUUUGUAUGUGUGUCUAAAGCUGCUAAUUUAUUUAAGUGCUAAUUUUGUUCCAGCAAAGCAAACGUUUAUUAUGAUGUACAAUGGAAAUGAUGAAGCGCAUAAAGAAAAGAACAAGCAGUUUAGCCUGUGUGGUAUAUUAGGAACAAGAAAGGAAGCUAUAUUUAUUAAUUUAUCUUCAACAUAUGUAAGAAAGUGAUAUGUUAUUUAAUGAGCUUCUGUUGAGUUAUUUUGUGAGAUUAUAUAGCAGAUGGUUGCAGAAUUAUGUCAAAAUGGUGUGUGUAUGGUUUAUAAAAUUUGCCUUUUAUUAUUUUUUCUUCCCAUUUAAAUGGAAAAGUAAACCUUAACAUUAAAGAAACACCAGUUUGGCUGUUGUACAUUCCUCACACACAGAUGCUCUGCUGAAGAUUAAUGCCAUGGAAAAGAUAUGAAUGAAAAAUCCUCAUUAAUAUCCCUGAUCAGAGUCUUUUAAAUAGCAGAGUAUUAGCUAAAUAAAUAAAAUAACGUUGCCUGUAGAAGGAAUGCUUAUCCUCUCGCUGCUCCUCUGAGAUAAUCGAAACUGUCCACUUUCAUUACCGACUUCAGCUACAGCGAGAUUGUACACACUUAUGAGCAAAUGUGCUUGUUUACUUCUUCUUUUUUUUCCAGUGCAGAUGACCUGAGCACAAAAUCAAAUUCCAGUCACAACAGCAGCUCAUCAACAUAUAAAUUACCGCCGAAUGCUGUGUUCCAAUCUGUUUGCAGCUCAGAUUUAUCUUCAAAAACCUAAUUGAACCAACGCUCAUCAGAGUGGCAGUACUCAGGCUUUCAUUUGAUCAAAGGAAAGUGAUGAUGAGUUAUCAUAAACUUAUUGAGAGAGAAUUGGAAUGAGUUAAAUUCUCUCUGCUAAGUGGGCUGGAUUUAUUAGUCUGUGUUACUAAGGAUUUUAUUUGAAAGUACUUAAUUCACUCCAGACAGAAAAUGGUUGCUGCAGAAUUUUUAUUUAUUUUUUCUUUUACGAUAAAUGUCUUUCAUUUAAGGCUUUCCUCUGACUCUGCUGGUGUUCCAUUAAUGCAGUUUUAUCAUCAGUGCCUCUCUUCAGUGAAGCCUUUAAAGUGCUAUGUUUUUAUGUAAGCAGUAACCAGAGAAUUAAUUAAACUCCCAAUUACAUAUAAAGAGGACAGUGAGAAAUUAGAAAAAAUCUUGUGCAAAUUGUAUUACAAUUCCAAAAUCCUUAAAAUGUUACAAGUUAGCUCAUAUUACUCGUUUUUCUAGGGACAUGAGAGAUUAUUUAAUCAUUUAUAUUCUCUUUCUUUUUAUCUUAUUUUCUCCUUAAUAGCUGUGCAAUAUAAUUUGGUCUCAUACAUGCUUAUUUGUGUAAAAAAUUCACAUACCUUUGAACAUUUUCAAAUCUUGUAAUUUCUUAUGAUUAAAUUACACACAGGUAUUCUCUGCUUACUAAUGAAACAAGUUUUUAAGGCAGUUACUUGGGCUGGAUUUUACUCAGUGAUAUCAGAUUAAGACUAAAUACAAAUGUUUGUCACACCUAUCAGUUUUUCAAUUUUAUUUAUUUUGAAAUUUAUUUACUUUCCCUUCGACAACACCAUUGUGCUGUCCUUUCUGCUGUUCUGUCUCAUAAGAUAACAUACAUUAAUGUUUAAGACAUAAGAAAAUGUGGGGAAAAACCAAUGGGUGUGAACAGUUAUGCAAGGCACUAAAUGUUGCAUCCUCUCUGCUCUGCUUCAGCCAUCAUCUAAUCUGCUCUUUUCUCACGAGUAGCUCUGUGCUAAAAAUAUAGAGUUAGAAUCUAUGAGGAUCAGAAGCCUGUGCAAAAUUAAACUUGGUGAACCAGAAAAAGCAUUAAAAUGUUGUAGUGGAAGGACAAGUAAAUUCAGUCUUGUGUGGGGCACUUUUUGCUCACAGUGUGCUGCUUUUGUAGUGUGGCACUAACAAAAGUCACCGCAGUUUGACUCCCCACAGUCCGACACCCCCCCCGCUGGGCAGUAAAAGACAGCCGACUUGAAAUGGAAGAAAGCUCAGAGAAACCUCUGUAUUUUUAACAAACAACUGUGAAAACUAUGGUUACCGUUUUCUUUUACCUCUUCUUGUGUGACCAGUAUGGAGCGGUCCUGGGGAAAAGAACUGGGAUGUGGCUUUUUGUGGUGGGGAGAGUAAAAUUAAUGUCCGGCCUUUUAGAUUUAUUUUUGUUGCCACUGAUGAUCAUUGUGUAAGUGAACAACAAAGUACAUUUGAAUUAAUAUUAUUAUUGUUAUUAAAAAAAAAUCUAUGUUUGA